AUGGCCGACCCGCUCCCGUGGACUGAGCUACUUAAAGCCGGCCGCCGGCUUCAGGCUUUGGCCGAGGAUUCUGACCGCCUCAACAGCGCAAGACGUCGAUUCGAAUCCACGCCGCCUGUCUACCGAACUUGUAAGUCCGGAGGAACGACCCUGUCGCCCAGCCCGCCGCCGCCGAAGGAGGAGCAGGAGCGUCGCGAUCGUCUUCAGCGCGGAAUAGACAUCGGUGCGCAUCGCCAUGCCUCUUGGCCGCGGAACCAGUUCGAAGCGCAAGUGACCGUCGAGUACGAUCGCCUCAUUGGGCCAAAAAAAGCUGCGAAUCCAAUCUUGUGCGGCGGCGGCUUUGUUUUCGACGAUGAGCUGUCCGAGGACUCCAUGAGCAUUGUCAAGAAGCAGUGGAUGGAACUGGGCAUUUGGAAUAGCAAGUGGAAGAGCCAUCCCGUAGGGCCAUGGAAGCAUGAAGAACCCCUUGAAGUCGAGUCUGAGCUCGAGACUAAUCAGACACUCGACGACGGCACGUUCCAGCUCGGUUCUCUUCAGCCGCCAAGGCAGCGGCGCAAGAGCGCCAAGGAGUUGCAGCUUGCCGCUGACAGACUUGCAAGGCGCCGGCGAGAGCGAGAGGCAUCACGACCCUUGAAUCAGUUCACCGCACGGCUCGCCCUUGAACGACAACGCAUCCGUGCCGAGUCUGGCUUGGAUGAGGAUGGUGCCUCGGACCCCGCCGACAUCAACACACAAGCCCGCCAUAACCAGCCACGGUCCUUCCGCAGUUCCAGUCUCGUCUUUCUCGUCUGGACCAUCGUUUCGUGA
Hirsutella rhossiliensis is the source of this 807-nucleotide messenger RNA. RefSeq lists its product as uncharacterized. The transcript has 2 exons. The coding region runs from base 1 to 807 and encodes 268 amino acids. Lineage: Eukaryota; Fungi; Ascomycota; Sordariomycetes; Hypocreales; Ophiocordycipitaceae. The record is from RefSeq and is a predicted model, not a curated record.